AUGGCUCACCCCACGAUCAAACCUCCAUUACCCCCAGAGCCCCCGGACAAGAAUGAAGUUAUGGAAGUGGAAGCACCUCAGAGCUCCUACAAGGAUAUGCUCCUAGAUAAUCAACAGGGUAACCAAGAAACCUACUACGACAAUGACAAUCAGCUAGAACAGGCCAAAGGCAAGCAUAUUAAAGGCUCAAUCCCCCUGUCACCUGAAGAAAAGGAUCGUAUAUACGCUUCAUGGAGGUAUUCAGUCAUCAUAAAAGUUUUUAAGAAAAAGAUGCCUUACCAUUUACUACGCUCUAAGCUAGUUAACCUACGGAACCCAUCCGAAACGUUAAUCUUGUUUGACCUAGGAUGGGAUUUCUUCAUAGCUAAAUUUAGCUUAGAAGAGAGUAUGGUCAAGGCACUUCACUUAGGGCCAUGGUUUGUCUCAGGGCACUUCCUCUCAGUUAGGAAAUGGGAGCCAAAAUUUGUGCCCCAAGAAGCAACACUCACAUCCACUGCCAUCUGGACACGUUUGCCACAACUCCCAACAGAAUUCUAUGACAAGGCUAUUCUUGAAAAGGUGGGAUGGAAACUAGGUAAACUCCUAAAAAUCGACCAAUGCACCUCCUCUACUCUCAGAGGGAGAUAUGCACGCAUUUGUAUCCAAGUGCCACUAGAAACCCCAGUAGAAACCUCAGUCAUCAUAGGUGACCACAAACAAUCAGUGAUCUACGAAGGUGAAGGAACUUUAUGCACCAGCUGUGGCAGGAUAGGACACACAACCCUAAGGUGCACCUAUAAAAUGCAUUAUCCACCAGUCAAUGACACACAGGAUAACUCCUUCCACUCAGAUAAAUCACCAGAAGAAAGCGAAUGGAAAACAGUCACAUUCCCACGGAGGCGAUCACAGAGCUCCCCAAAACAACCACCCACCAAGGAGAACAAUCCUACAAAUUACCAGGCAAAGGAGGUACAGGUAAAGACGUUUGAAGCAGGUCCAGGCAUGGUACUCGAUUACCUUACCUGCAACCCUCCCAAAACGCAGUUGAAAAGACUACAACCGUUACCGUCACUUCUUCAAUAUCCCCAAUGUAAUGAGCAAGAUCUCCGCCCUAAAUCGAACGCCACACAGAACCCUUCCACGUCCCGAAUGUGA
Nicotiana attenuata is the source of this 1134-nucleotide messenger RNA. RefSeq lists its product as uncharacterized. NCBI's taxonomy places the organism in Eukaryota, Viridiplantae, Streptophyta, Magnoliopsida, Solanales, Solanaceae. The coding region runs from base 1 to 1134 and encodes 377 amino acids. The record is from RefSeq and is a predicted model, not a curated record. The transcript has 2 exons.